This is a messenger RNA of Musca vetustissima, 750 nucleotides long. RefSeq lists its product as uncharacterized. Bases 1 to 750 code for a protein of 249 amino acids. The transcript has a single exon. NCBI's taxonomy places the organism in Eukaryota, Metazoa, Arthropoda, Insecta, Diptera, Muscidae. The record is from RefSeq and is a predicted model, not a curated record.
AUGAGUUUUAUGUCAUCUCAGUAUGAUGACAUUUUAAAAGGUGUGAAGAAAAAUACAAAAACAAUCAAAUGCUUAAAAAAAGAGAAUGCAACUCUCAAAGAGGACGUGAAAAAGUUGCAAUCGACGGUAACGUUUUUAAACAAAGUACGUUUGCAGAAUGACUGUGUUAUCAAUGGUAUUACAGUUGAUGAUAAAACUAAGCCAAUUGAUGUUGUUAUUGCCGUAGCAAAUACCAUUGGAGCAAAGAUUGUCGAAGAUGAUGUAGAAGAUGCAUAUUUUUUGAAAAAGAAAAACCAAGCAAGCCCAAAAACUGUUGUUGUUAAAUUUGUUAACAACAAAACCAAGUUGAAAUUUAUGCAGGAGAAGAAGAAAUUGAGAGAACAACUAGAAACAAAGUCAGUAUACAUUAAUGAUUUUGUAUCUAAAGAUACAAUGGAAGUUUUUCACCACGCAAAAUCCUUAAAAGCUGUUGGGUACAAGUUUAUUUAUACACAUGGAGGGAAAGUUUUUGCAAAGAAGGAUGAAAAAUCAAAACAGAUUCGGUUGAAAUUGAUGGGUGACGUUGAUGAUCUUUUAAAGCAAGUGGUAUCGAAAGGCAAACAUGAGCGCAAAUUAAUUGAGGUUGAGUUAAGCGAUGAUGAUGAGGAGGAGGAAGAUUCAGAUGAUGAAGAAAAUGAUGAUGAAGAUGGGUUUCACUCACUGAUUGAUUUUAUAUACGUAGUAAUACAUUUAAAAUUCCACUUAAUUUAA